Messenger RNA from Ornithodoros turicata, 2242 nucleotides. RefSeq names its product glucose dehydrogenase [FAD, quinone]-like. The coding region runs from base 10 to 1950 and encodes 646 amino acids. Lineage: Eukaryota; Metazoa; Arthropoda; Arachnida; Ixodida; Argasidae. The transcript is spliced from 11 exons. The record is from RefSeq and is a predicted model, not a curated record. Gene Ontology annotation, molecular function: oxidoreductase activity, acting on CH-OH group of donors; flavin adenine dinucleotide binding.
CCAUCCGAGAUGCUGACCAAGGCUGAUAUCCUCUUGGUUACGAUGACUUUUGCAAACCUGAACCCGGCGCACACACCGGGAUAUUACGACAUUCCAAAGCCUGGACUGCUUAAGGACUACGAUUUCAUUAUCGUUGGAGGAGGCUCAGCCGGGAGUGUCCUCGCCAAGCGGUUGUCCGAAGAUCAUUCUAAUCGAGUGCUGCUCCUGGAAGCUGGUGGUGUGGAGGACACUGUCACCGACAUCCCCAUGUUCACGGCCGUCAGCCAAAGAACGGAUAUCGAUUGGGGAAUACAGUACGAGGCACAGGAGAAAGCUGCACACGCAUUCGAUGACAAUAGGUCGUGGCUGACGAUCGGAAAGGUCCUCGGUGGCAGCAGCGUACUCAACUACAUGAUCUACAAUCGAGGGAAUCACCGUGACUACGACAACUGGGCCAGAGGCGGAGCCAAAGGAUGGUCGUUCAAAGAGGUGCUGCCGUACUUCAAGAAAUCGGAAGACAACAGAAAUGACAGCUUUGUUAGAAACGGAUUCCACGGCAGGGGUGGUGAACUGACGGUCACCUCAAACAAGUACAGGACACAAAUACUCGAAGCAUUCGUGCAGGGCGGAAAGGAAUUGGGCUACGAUGAUGUAGACGUCAAUGGCCCUCAGCAAGCAGGCUUUACUCAGUGUCAGGCAACAGUGAAAGAGCAGGAGAGAUGGUCAACGUCAAAAGCAUUUAUCGCGCCAAUCGGCGGGAAAAAGGGACGUAGAAAUCUGCACGUUUCGCUUUUUUCGAUGGUAACCAAGGUUAUAUUCGACGACAAUAAAAGAGCCGUCGGCGUUGUCUUCGAAAAGGACAGACGCAAAUAUACCGUGAAAGCAAGGAAAGAGGUGAUCAUUGCCGCCGGAGCUGUUCACAGCCCAAAGCUCUUGAUACUCUCUGGCGUCGGUCCAAGAGAGCAUCUGCAGGAGAUGGAGAUUCCGCUCUUGGCUGAUCUUCCUGUUGGCAAGAACUUCCAAGAUCAUGCCAUUGCAGGAGGCUUCGCACUGCACGUGAACAAAACGUUAGAGGAGCACCACGGCAUUAUGAUGGCAGUGCAGUAUUACCGGCGCAAUACAGGUCCGUGGACGUUACCGGGAGGAGUGGAGGGCCUAGCUUUCGUCAAGACGAAGUACGCCAACCAGUCUGAGGAUCUCCCUGAUGUUGAAAUAAUGCUGCACCCCUUGGGUACCACAGACAGUUACGCCGAGAAGUACUUGAGAGGACUUGGACUGAAACAAGAGGUAUUCGACGAGUAUUACCUUCCCUUCAGAGGCGGACAGUCAUUUGUGCUCCUGCCGUUUGUUCUGAGGCCCAAAUCUAGGGGCUACGUGAAGGUGAAGUCCAAAAACCCCAACGAGCUUCCCGCUGUAAGUCCACUGUUCUACACGCACGAGGAUGAUCUAAAGGUCAUAGUGGAAGGGUUGAAGAUGUGUCACAAGCUGGUGAAGACAGAAGCCUUCAGGUCUCUCGGCGCCGCUAUGUGGAGCAAGCCUUUCCCAGGCUGCGAAGGGCACGAACUUCACAGCGACGCAUACUGGGAGUGUCAGGCCACAUCUUUCACGACAACGUCGUACCAUCCCUGUUGUACGUGCAAGAUGGGCAAUGAUGAGACAGCGGUAGUGGACCACAGACUCAGGGUACGUGGCGGCAUUAAGGGCCUGCGCGUCGUCGACGCUUCCGUCAUGCCCGACAUACCGUCCGGCCACCUCAAUGCUCCAGUGAUCAUGAUCGCGGAAAAAGCAGCCGACAUGAUCCUCGAGGACAACCCUCCGAAGCAGAGACGGCGAUCAUUUGUGCCUCGUUCACCGAAUCGUGCCGGAAGGUCAGCCUCCGAGUCGAUCCACAGGAGAUCACUGGUUGGACGGUCAUCGUCGCUGGUGCUAGUGCUAGUUUCGUGUCUGCUGGUUCUUGCGUUCCGCGGUUGAGAAAUGUUCGAACUGAUCAGCCAGGUUUGUCGUUGACGGCAAAACCUCACCCCCGUGAAACGUUUCGCCGCGCAAAUUCACAGGGCGCUCUAUACACGAUAGCGCAUAACGCUGAGCGGUCCGAAAUGGCGAGUUUUACUAAAUCGGAAGGUUGUCACACGUGGCUGUGACGUCGUAGGCCUCACUCGCGUGGCCAGUGUCCCGACCGUAGCCAUGACAUUCUCGGGUGAAUAUACAGUCAAACUCCUUUACAACGAAACUCAGGGGACGGCAAAAAAAAAAAAAAAUUGCA